Sclerotinia trifoliorum is the source of this 1725-nucleotide messenger RNA. The record is from the annotation of a GenBank genome assembly. NCBI's taxonomy places the organism in Eukaryota, Fungi, Ascomycota, Leotiomycetes, Helotiales, Sclerotiniaceae.
AGUUCAUUCCGCACCCAACCUUCGGAAGCUCUGCAUGGCCAUGGCAAUGGCAAUGGCAAUGGCUUGACCCCUCUAUACGAAAUAGUUGAGCUUGACGUCGGCAUGGAAAAUAUUGGAUGUUGUUGUUGAUUUUUGUUAGGUUGGAGAUUGUAUCGUAUACGAGUAAUAAGCUGUGUGUGGUUUACUUCAUACUUACUUACACCUACGAUCAAUUUCUUCGAUUUACCUCAAAUUCAACAUCCUCCUAGUUAUCAAGUCCUUAACGCACAGCCCCUCCUCGCCAGCCAUUCCGAAAAUGCCUCCUCUCAAAUCUUGGCUCCGUAUCCCCCCUAACAGCGACUUCUCUAUCCUCAAUAUCCCCUUUGGUAUCAUCACCUCCCGCAAUUCCCAAACCAUCCAUCGACCAGCCAUCCGCAUUGGGAACCAUGUCUUGGAUCUUCUCGCCUUCUCUAAAUCAUCGGGUUUCCAGAAACUUCCUUCCUUCAAAGAUCACCUCUCCGUCUUCGAAGAACCAAAUCUUAAUGCGUUCGCAGCUUUAGGUCAGCCCGUUCAUCGGGAAGUUAGAAAAUAUAUACAAGAGGUUUUUAAGGAGGAUACUCCAUAUCCGGAAUUAUUGAAGGAUAAUGAGGAGGUUCAAAAGGACUGUUUGUUGAAAGAGGGAGAUUGGAAAAAUCAUCUGCCAAUGAGAAUUGGUGAUUAUACGGAUUUUUUCGCGGGUAUCAAUCAUGCUAGGAAUGCGGGGACUAUGUUUAGAGUGAGUUUGUAUAUGUUUUGUUUGCCUGGUUUUGUGUGAGAGAUUCUAACAUAUUAUUUAAAGGGAGCAGAAAAUGCACUUCAACCAAAUUAUACGCAUGUGCCAAUUGGGUACCAUGGUCGCGCCUCAUCUGUUAUCGUCUCUGGAACUCCAAUUACACGUCCAAAUGGUCAGAUAAUACUCGAUCCCAAGGCUCCUGGGCCUAAGAAACCUAUAUUUGGACCUUCUAGACGACUCGAUAUAGAAUUAGAACUUGGAUGUUUCUUAUGUACAGGAAAUGAACUUGGAGAACCUAUCAGAGUUACAAAGGCUGGAGAAAAUAUCUUCGGAUAUGUCCUUAUGAAUGAUUGGUCCGCAAGAGAUAUUCAAAAUUGGGAAUAUGUUCCAUUAGGUCCAUUUAAUGGAAAGAAUUUCGCAACGAGUAUUAGUCCAUGGGUUGUUUUACAAGAUGCUAUUGCACCUUUCCGAGCGGCUAAAUUGGAGACGGAAAUGUCGAAAUCGGGUGAAUUGUUGGAUUAUUUGAAAGAGGAAAAUGAUAACACCGGUCUGGAUAUUCAUUUAGAAAUUGAUCUUACAACUCCAGAUGGAAGCACAACUACGAUUGGAAAAGUUAAUUCGAAGAAUUUAAUAUGGAGUUUUGAACAAAUGCUCGCGCAUCAUAGUAGUGGGGGAUGUAAUAUGAGGACGGGGGAUUUAUUGGGUAGUGGGACGAUUACUGGGGAAGGUGAUCAGGAAAUGGGUAGUUUACUUGAGAUGUCCUGGGGUGGAUCAAAGGAUAUUUGGUUGGUGGGCAUGGAGACGAGAAAGUUUCUGAAGGAUGGUGAUGAGGUUACUUUGAGGGGUACUUGUGGGGAGGAAGAGGGAGGAUUGGUUGGUUUUGGUGAGUGUAGGGGGAGAGUGGUUAGUGCGGUUAACUAUUAAGGGGGGUGGUGGAUGAUGAUGAUAGAUAGAAUUAUUGUGGGGGAUGAUAU